This is a messenger RNA of Arvicanthis niloticus (Nile rat), 1536 nucleotides long. NCBI's taxonomy places the organism in Eukaryota, Metazoa, Chordata, Mammalia, Rodentia, Muridae. The record is from RefSeq and is a predicted model, not a curated record.
ACAAUGCCUACACAUAGAGAGGAUGUGUUACCACCCACCAGCCCCCAAGACAGUAUCUUUGAGGAGGGAAGCUUCCACUCGCAAUACAAAGUCUUGAGGACCAUUGGGCAGGGAAGUAACGGCAAGGUCCUCCUGGCCCGCCACCGGCUCACAGGUACACACGUGGCCAUCAAAGUUCUUGUGAAGAACAAUCAGUUGUUCCAGCCAGCCAUGAUGGAGGCCCAUAUAAUGAGAAAGAUCAACCACCCCAACAUCAUCUCACUGCUCCAAGUGAUUGAGACCAAAACAACUGUAUACCUCAUCAUGGAGUUGGUUGAAGGCCAAGAACUUUACCAAUACAUCAAACAGUCUGGCUACAUAGAGGAGGACGAGGCCCGGGAAAUAUUUAAGCAAAUCAUAUCAGCCGUGAGCUACUGCCAUGCACAUGGUAUAGUUCACAGGGACCUGAAGCCAGAUAACAUCAUGCUAGAUUACAAAGGAAAAGUCAAAAUCAUCGACUUUGGUCUUAGUACCCAAGUGGAACCUGGGCAGAUGCUGGACCGGCCCUGUGGUGCUUACUCUUUUGGUGCCCCUGAACUCUUCCUCGGAGAAAUUUAUGACGGAACAAAAAACGACAUAUGGACCUUAGGAGUGGUCUUAUAUUAUAUGGUAGUCGGUAAGGUCCCAUUUGACUCUCUCAUUAUCCAAGAACUGCAAAGACAGGUUGUGACAGGUGUGUACCCUGCCCCCUGUGGGGUGUCAGAAGAGCUGGAGGAUCUGAUUAGCUGCUUAUUGACGGUCAACCCCAGCUAUAGGCCAACAGUCAUGGACGUAAUGACGCACCCGUGGUUCAAGGAAGACUGGAAGGCAUUCCCCAAUCCCUAUGAAGAACUGAUCCUCAUCAGGCCAGACCAUGCAAUUGUGGAAGCAAUGCAAUCUAUUGGGUUCCAAGCCAAAGAUAUCAUAGAGUCACUAAUUAAAAGAAAAUAUAACUGUACCAUGGCUUCCUAUUUCUUGCUGCAAGGGCAGGCUCUCCAGGGGCAUGGCUGCUCAGCCCAGGCUCAGCCAGUGAGUCCAGUUACGGCCCCAUUCCCUACCCUUGAGACUGCUGCUGCUUUCCAUUUAGGACUACGCAGGAGUGGAAGCGCUCCCAUCCUUGGCACAUUGACCUCAUCAUUGUACAAAGCUCAAGAGUCUGCCUAUGCCCAGGAGGCUAUUCAAAGAAGAGGCCGAAGAUCCACUGGGCCUGGUCUUCUCUUCACACCACUUCGGAUGACACGACCACAGGACCAACACAACAUCCGUGCCAUGAGUGUCCCUUGCAUUCAUUCAACAACAAUCAUCAGUGAAAGGAGCAGCAGCAAUGAGAAUAGAGAAGAAAACCUACUCUCGCACAGCUCCUCAGCAGAGGAUAAGCCCAUCUCCAGCUCUGGCAGGCCCAGAGGCUUCAAGGGAUGGACCAAGAGGAUAGGAAAUGCCAUGAGGAAGCUUUUUUGCUGCUUUCAACCAAGAAACAAACCUCGCCUGGGGCAGAAGAGAGUCUCCCCUCAGAAGUGA